Salvelinus fontinalis (brook trout) is the source of this 3232-nucleotide messenger RNA. RefSeq names its product tuftelin-like. Bases 420 to 1697 code for a protein of 425 amino acids. Gene Ontology annotation, cellular component: intracellular anatomical structure. The record is from RefSeq and is a predicted model, not a curated record. NCBI's taxonomy places the organism in Eukaryota, Metazoa, Chordata, Actinopteri, Salmoniformes, Salmonidae. Gene Ontology annotation, biological process: intracellular signal transduction. The transcript has 13 exons.
GUUUCAUGGAAGUCAAUGAACUAAGAAGAAUACCAGACCCAGCUGCUUUCGUAUUGGUGUCUAUGGGAGAGCCACCCACUUAAGUAGACAAAAACGGAUCAUUUUUUGUUCGAUAGUUAACGUCCUGAGUGAACUCUCUUCAGUUAUCCAACAUCUUUGCUGCCUGUGCACUGAGGUCAUUCCUGAGGGCGGGCGGGAAUGGAGGGAACUGCCUGGUGAUACAUUAUCGACCGGUAGUAAAGAGCAGCGUCGACUAUUGUUAAAAUCAACCGUGAUUUUCCGUCUGCCAGGGCAAGAGUGAGACAAGAGGACGAAAAUCCGUUUUCCCUGUUUGUUUAGAGAAAAUAAUACUAUAUAAGCAACGUUGAACAACUCUUUCAUAUUUAAAUUAAGCUAUAUAGUUAUUUAUCUGUGUGAAGAUGAACGGGGUAACGCGGAGUCUGUGUACAUUUGAGGACAUCAGAGCUGAUGAGAGAACAGCGGAUGGGUGCAGGAGACUGAGGCUGACUCUCCACCAGCAGAACCAGGCCGGGAGGAUCACAGAACAACCCAGGAGCAAGCCAAUCGGACGAGCGUUUGCUCUGGUGCAGCCAACCAGUGAUAGGCCUGCUCUGAAGCCUGAACCAAUCAAAUCCUCUGAGGAGAAGGCUGAAAAGGUUGAGGUCAUCAAGGUGUAUCUGGAGGAUCGUAGACAGGAGCAGCAGAGACACCAGCAGAGCCUCAAGAUGUUGUCAGAUGAAGUCUCCCAGAUACAGGAGGUGAGAUACUGUCUGAAGACCCUGAGGGAACAGAUGGCAACCAAAAACAAAGGACAACACAAGUUUCUUGCUAGUGGCUACAGAGUCAGCACUCCCUCCAAUCAGAACAUCUCUUCUUCCUCAAAGGGAGGAGCUAAAGAUGAUGGGCAGUAUGAGUGUAUUCACAAAUACAGAGAGGGGGAGAGAAGAAAAAGAAGAGAGGUGAGGGAGAGGAACACCACCCAGGAGAGAGAUCUGGAAGGCCUGGGAGGGGAGGAUGAGGUGGAGAGGGCGAAGAUGAGGGAGGUCAGUAAACGUCUGUAUGCUCAGCUACAGGAGGCCGAGAAGAAACACCAGGAGGAGAGAGAGAGACUGCAGGCUGAGGGUGUGGAUCUGCGCCAGCGUCUGGGGGAGCAGGAGGACAAGCUGAAGGGGGUGGAGGAGAGUAGUGAGAGGAAGGACCAGAGGAUUGAGGAGCUCCAGAGGCUGCUGGGAGGCAUGGCGCAGGAGAGCCAAGCCCUACGAGACACACUGAGGAACAGAGAGGAGGAACUCCGAGAAUUACGCAAGAUCAGAGAGGAGGGCAGGAACGAGGAGCAGAGGUCAGAGCAGUUGGAGAAGGAGCUGGCCAUUCUGAAGGAGAAGAUCCAUCAUCUAGAUGACAUGCUGAAGAGCCAGCAGAGGAAAGUCAGACACAUGAUCGAACAGCUGCAGAACUCUCGUAUGGUGAUCCAGGAGAGGGACCGUGUCAUCAGAGAUCUGGAGGAGAAGGUGGCUUUCCUGGAGGCAGAGAACCGGGAGAUGCAUGAUCAGAUGGACUACUUCCUGGGAGGUGAAAGGUCAAACUCGCACCUCUCCUCAGACCGCCAUGCCCAGAUUGUCUACAGUAAGCCUUUGAAGCCCACCAACUCGUCCAACAAGCCUCUUCCCUUCAUCAAAAUCAUUGAGACCAAGUCCUGAACUGGUGAAAGCGAGGGAGAAGGGGCCAACCUAACGACACCAAACCUGCUAAGCUAAGCAACAACGGACUGAAAUAGACCACCACCACAUUACUACCACACCAUCACAGUACACGUAUGAAGUUUAAACUGAGGUGACCACAACAUCACAUCAACUGACCACCAGCCACGACCAUCACCCACCCAUGGCCACACUCCUUCGAUAGGAUACUAUGCAAUGUGUGUGUGUGUAUGUGUGUGUGUCAGAGGAGGCUGGUGGGAUAAACUAUAGGAUGAUGGGCUCAUUGUAAUGUCUGGAAUGGUAUACAUGGAACAGUCAAAAUGGUUUACAUGUUUGCUGUGUUUCAUACCGUUACAUGUAUUCCUCCUAUAGCUCCUCCCACCAGCCUCCUCGUGUGUGUGUGUGUGUACGGUUUUGGAUUGUGUAUGGACGUUGAUGUAGAUAGAUAUACUGAUAGAGUUGAUUCACAAUAGAAGUCUAUUUAUUCAUAGCAGACAGAUUAUUCUUUCUAACCCAGUGUCAUAAUCUAUUGUCAUCUGUUGAAGUCCGUCUGAAGGACUUUACUACUGAGAGAGAGGACCAGAGACAGUGUGAUAGCAGUACCCUGUGGUCAGUGAGAGUCUGAUAACAGACCGAGUACUUUGGCCUCAGAGAGGAGGCAACCAUGCCAGGUUGGGCCAUAACAGAGAAAUAAAAUGGCCGAUGAUUGAGAGGGGGAUCCAAGAGAGAGAGAGAGAGAGAGAAAUCUGUAUUAAACUACUCAGAACACAACCAGUUUGUCAUCUUUUUACCAUGGCACCAAGGCAGGAUAGAGGGAGUGUUGCUACAGUAUAUAGGUAUUGGAGAAGCAGAAACACAUUAAGGAUAGAGGUUCUAGUUUUCCAUCAAACCCUUCUGUAACCCAUUAACCUACUUCCUGUGUCUGUGACCUAGAGUCCACUGUUAGAAUCCUCUUUAUUUGACACCUGAAAGGGAGGAAGACAAUCUUUGACUUUUUGUAAAUAUACUUACAUGGUCACGCAGUGGCCACAGUGAUGUCUCAUGGUUUGAAUACAAAGUUAAAGGCCAUGUUUGUUAUUUUGUUCAUUGAGUGGGAUGUUUGGUCUAGUAUGUGUGGAUUAGAAGUCCCCCUCACCAAUACUGAUGUCACUUUAAAGUCUAAAGAAAAUGAAGAUGAUUCUUUCUGACAAGUACUAACCUUGCAAGAAGUCUUGUUGACAUUAUCCACAUUUUUGCAUGCAUUUCAGUUAUCUGAACUUUCAGCCACUAUCACCAGCUUUGUACAUAACUAUAUUUAUUUGUUUAUGUGGUAUUCUUUGAUAUCCCUGUAGUCUUACUCUGGGAUUUGUUUUGUUUGUUUUAUCAUUCAGACAGGAAUGUUUGGCCUGACACUUAGUGUGUGACAAUCAUCUUUAUGUAUUUAUGUGAAAAUACAACUUUAAUUUUCGGGAAAACAUUUUCAGUAGACAUUUUAGUGUGUGUUAACAACAUAUAUACUUUGUGUUUUAGUUAUUUUAAUAAAUAUAUGAAAAUAA